AAUAAACUCACUCAUUCUGAAACCCAAAACCCUAACUUUCUCUCUUCAAUGGCGCCUCAGAAAAAAUUGACCGAAUACGAACGCAUGCGACUCGAGAACAUUCGGCGCAACGAUGAGAUGAUGGCCGCUCUCAAGCUCCAUUCCAAAGCCAUUCAACUCAAGCGUCCAAGGUACUCUCUUAUUUCGCUUCUCAUUCAACUUAACCUAACAUUCUUUUUACAAUUUCCCUUUCCCAGGGUUUCAACAAAAGCAUACAGCGUCAAAUCGGAAAACAAACCCAAAAUUCAAACCCCAAUCGUCAUCAGGCGCUCCCUGCGAACGCGAGGUUUAGGUCCCCGCGGAGAUUCCGUGGACUCCACCAUUUCCACCGAAACCGAACCUUCCCACGAAAGUUUCGGUCCAAUUUCCAUGGCCGAUGCUCGUGAAGGCACUCCCUCGGAUGCCUCCUUCGUUCAAUCACUCAUUGCUAUAGCCCAAAUGGAAGUCCAAGCCUCACGAGAAAAACUAGGUAGAACCAAAGGUGGGACAUUUUUGAACGAUGCAUGUGUUGGAGAAGGGAAAAAGGAGUCUUCCCUUAGGUUGGAAUCUCUGUAUUUGGAUCCUCAGAAUGUUGCACGGGUUGUUCCGGGAAGGAUAACUGAUGUGCGGUUUUUUCCUUCCGGUAAUGUUAAAAUGAUCGCGGCGGGUAACAACGUUGGGAAUGUUGGGUUCUGGAAUGUGGGCAAGAGUCAGGUUCAUUUGUACCGUCCCCAUCAUGCUCCCAUUUCUGGGAUUUUGAUUCAACCACAUUGCUUGUCCAAGAUGUACACUAGUUGUUAUGAUGGAAUUCUCCGGCUAAUGGAUGCGGAGAAGGAGAUCUUUGAUCUGGUAUUUGAAAGUGAUGAAAGUAUAUAUACUCUCUCUCAACCAACAAAUGAGGCAAACUGCCUAUAUUUUUCUGAGGGUUCUGGAGGUUUGACUAUUUGGGAUAACAGGAUUGGUAAGCGUUCGUCCCACCAGGUUUUGCACAAAAGGAGGAUCAACACCAUAGAUUUCAACUGUGAAAACCCUCGUAUUAUAGCUACCAGUUCCAGUGAUGGAACUGUCUGCACCUGGGAUUUGAGAUAUACUGAUGCGGAUAAAGUCACCGCCUUGAGGAAAUUUACCCACGAAAGGGGUGUGCAAUCUGCUUACUUUUCUCCUUCUGGUUGUAGCCUGGCAACUACAAGCGUGGACGCGACAAUUGUUAUUUAUAGUGGAGUAAACUUGGAGGAUGCAGCUGUUAUUUAUCAUAACAAACAGAAUAGUACUUUGGUUUCUACUUUCAGAGCGAAAUGGGGUUGGGAUGAUCUGUAUCUCUUCGUUGGUAAUACGAAAAGAGGUGUUGAUGUGGUCUCAGCAGUUGAAAGGAAAACAGUUAUGACUCUAGAGAGCCCACACUUGUCUGCCAUUCAGAGCAGAUUGGAUACGCACUCUUACGAGAUUGGGAUGCUGGCAGGAGCUACAAUGGGAGGCCAAGUUUAUAUUUGGACGUCGCGCUAGGAUAAGAUGUUUGUUUAACAGUGUUAUCAGUAGUGUGUAAACAAACUAAUAAGUAUCUUGUUCGAGUCUUGUGUAAAUCUAUUCAACAUACAUUUUACUUCUUCUCGUUGAACAAGUUUAAAAGACGUAUAUCGAUAACAACCAUUCUCAAAUGAUAUUGGUCAUUGAUAAUGGAUUUGCAUUACCUAUUUA
Messenger RNA from Cajanus cajan (pigeon pea), 1713 nucleotides. RefSeq lists its product as uncharacterized. NCBI's taxonomy places the organism in Eukaryota, Viridiplantae, Streptophyta, Magnoliopsida, Fabales, Fabaceae. Gene Ontology annotation, cellular component: nucleus. Gene Ontology annotation, molecular function: protein binding; DNA binding. Gene Ontology annotation, biological process: regulation of DNA damage checkpoint. The record is from RefSeq and is a predicted model, not a curated record.